This is a messenger RNA of Lichtheimia ornata, 1398 nucleotides long. RefSeq lists its product as uncharacterized. The record is from RefSeq and is a predicted model, not a curated record. The transcript has 5 exons. Bases 1 to 1398 code for a protein of 465 amino acids. NCBI's taxonomy places the organism in Eukaryota, Fungi, Mucoromycota, Mucoromycetes, Mucorales, Lichtheimiaceae.
AUGCAACGCAUUGCUCUGGCACGACUACGGAAGGAACUAGCCGAUCUUGAAGGAGAUCCGGUUUCCGGCUUUACAUGUUAUCCAGUCGACGACAGCAACAUUGCGCAGCUAGAAGCAUAUAUCGAUGGACCACCUGAUACACCUUAUGAGAAUGGCAGAUUCCAGAUAGCCAUCAAUAUACCUGACAACUAUCCAUUUGACCCACCUCAGAUGCGAUUCAGGACCAAGAUCUACCAUCCAAACAUCGAUGAAAGUGGCAGGAUUUGCGCAGACAUGUUGAAAACAGGUGAAGCGGGUGCAUGGAAGCCUUCACUCAACCUAUCAACACUCCUCAUUUCAUUGCGUGCUUUGCUUUCUUCACCUAAUCCUGACGAUCCUUUGGAUGCUGAUAUUGCUCGUGAAUACAAGCUCGAUUAUCCACGAUUUGCUAUUCGUGCAAAGGAACACACAGCACGAUAUGCCACUGGAGAACAGUCCACAACGCUUGACGAUGAGGAUGAACCACCCAAGGUCUGGGAAGAAACCCAAAAAGAUGAGGAAGAGGAGACGGCAUUGCAAGAAUACGAUCAACAGGAGAUGAGCCAAAGCAAGAAAAGUCGACUUUCACUCUCCAGCAAAAAACGACGUCGUGUUUCUUCUCCCAUGUCCCAAUCAAGUACACAAGAUAAUUCUCAACAUGCUUCAACGUCCUCUGUACCCAAUCAUACCAACAUGAAUCAACUUGCAUCAUCAUCGUUAUCAUCAUCAACCUCACCACCACCACCACCACCAUCUUCAUCAUCACCUCCACCAUCUUCAUUAACACCACCUCCACCAUCUUCAUCUUCAUCACCAUCACUAACAUCAUCAUCACCAUCCUCAAAAAGCAACGUCAGCGACAAGACUCCAAUCCGUGAACGACAACCAUCGCCCAUCGUAUUCAAAACCAUCAACAUCAAACCAGCAAAAGACCUUAUUUCUCCUCCUCCCACUAAACAUCAGUCAUCAUUGGUCAGCAAAGUACGAGAGAAGAAUGCUGUCAAGUCAUCCAUUACGAACGCCCAUGACGCUCAGGAGUCAAAGACAACAAAGAAACCAACAAUGGCAUCAACACCACCGAAUCAAUCAUCCUCAUCAAAGAACAAAGAGCAUCAUGCAAACGAUAAUACCCACAAAGACAAUGACAGCAAACAAAGUAUGAAGGCACCGACCCGUCACCGAAUCUCAACGCUCAUCUUAUGCGACGAUGCUACUCAUGACGAAGAUGUGGACAAAAAACCGAUUACAUUGAACGAAGCAGCCCUCAAAGAGAUAUCAUCGAAUAUAGCCGACGAUGUUGAAUUGGUAUCAAAGCCAACCAAUAGCAAGCGCAACAAGCUUAGCCUGGGAAAGAAACGACGACGAGCCACACAGGAUUGA